Mus musculus (house mouse) is the source of this 3749-nucleotide messenger RNA. It is a transcript of the gene Glyr1, whose product is annotated as glyoxylate reductase 1 homolog (Arabidopsis). The record is from RefSeq and is marked validated. The transcript has 16 exons. Gene Ontology annotation, molecular function: chromatin binding; DNA binding; NAD binding. Gene Ontology annotation, cellular component: chromosome; nucleus. The coding region runs from base 695 to 2128 and encodes 477 amino acids. NCBI's taxonomy places the organism in Eukaryota, Metazoa, Chordata, Mammalia, Rodentia, Muridae.
AAUGGGCGGUGCCGCGGCGACCUGAAGUUCCCGGCUGCCCGUGCGGCGGCGGUGGUUGGGUGGUAAGAUGGCGGCUGUGAGUCUGCGGCUCGGCGACUUGGUGUGGUGAGUCCUGGCGACCAGCGCUGAACGAAAGACGGCGCGAAGCUGCUUUUCCUGGUCGCAGGGUUGCCAGCUGGCCCAGGAGUAGUUUUAUUAUGCACUCCGGACGGCGGAGAGUGGGGAAGAGGAGGUGCCGCCGCGGUGUGAACGACGCUUGAGCGGAAGAGGCUGUCCGGUCCCCGGGGGACCGAGGCCGAGAGGGGCCGCGGCGGUCCCUGCUCUGAACCCUGAGGCCAUCCCAGGGGAGGGUUACGGCUCUAGAACUCUGGCUCCAGCUGCCACUGCAGAGAACUCUGGCGUGGCGUGGAGUCCCAGGGUCUCUCCGGACCUCCUCUCAAAGCAGGAGAGGAUACCUUGCUAGAGACAGAGCCGUCCAUACCCGCGUUCGGUUGGGACAGACGUGGGCUCGAGGCUUGGUUCCAGGGGGAAACUGGGCCGGUAUCCUCCCUGGCCAGGAAAGAUUGUUAAUCCACCCAAGGACUUAAAGAAACCACGUGGAAAGAAAUGCUUCUUUGUGAAGUUUUUUGGAACAGAAGAUCAUGCCUGGAUCAAAGUGGAACAGCUAAAGCCUUACCAUGCUCACAAGGAGGAGAUGAUAAAGAUUAACAAGGGUAAACGGUUCCAGCAAGCUGUGGAUGCUGUUGAAGAGUUCCUCAGGAGAGCCAAAGGGAAAGACCAGACAUCAUCCCACACUUCUGCUGAUGACAAGAAUCGGCGUAAUUCCAGUGAGGAGAGAAGUAGGCCAAACUCAGGUGAUGAGAAACGCAAGCUUAGCCUGUCUGAAGGGAAGGUGAAGAAGAACAUGGGAGAAGGAAAGAAGAGGGUGACUUCAGGCUCUGCAGACAGAGGCUCCAAAUGCCUUAAAAGAGCCCAAGAGCAAAGUCCCCGGAAGCGGGGUCGGCCCCCAAAGGAUGAGAAGGACCUCACCAUCCCUGAGUCUAGCACUGUAAAGGGGAUGAUGGCUGGACCGAUGGCUGCAUUUAAAUGGCAGCCAACAGCGACCGAGCCAGUCAAAGAUGCAGAUCCUCAUUUUCAUCAUUUUCUGUUGAGCCAAACAGAGAAGCCAGCUGUCUGUUACCAGGCAAUCACAAAGAAGUUGAAAAUAUGUGAAGAGGAAACUGGUUCCACCUCCAUCCAGGCAGCAGACAGCACAGCUGUGAAUGGCAGCAUUACACCCACAGACAAAAAGAUAGGAUUUUUGGGCCUUGGCUUAAUGGGAAGUGGCAUCGUCUCCAACUUGCUAAAAAUGGGUCACACAGUGACUGUCUGGAACCGGACUGCAGAGAAAGAGGGGGCCCGCCUAGGAAGAACCCCCGCUGAAGUCGUUUCAACUUGUGACAUCACUUUUGCCUGUGUGUCGGAUCCAAAGGCAGCCAAGGACCUGGUGCUGGGCCCCAGCGGUGUGCUGCAAGGAAUCCGCCCCGGGAAGUGCUAUGUGGACAUGUCAACGGUGGAUGCGGAUACAGUCACCGAGCUGGCCCAGGUGAUUGUAUCCAGAGGGGGACGCUUUCUGGAAGCACCAGUCUCAGGGAAUCAGCAACUGUCCAAUGAUGGGAUGUUGGUGAUCUUAGCAGCCGGAGACAGGGGCUUGUAUGAGGACUGCAGCAGCUGCUUCCAGGCAAUGGGAAAGACCUCCUUCUUUUUAGGUGAAGUUGGCAAUGCAGCCAAGAUGAUGCUGAUUGUGAACAUGGUCCAAGGGAGCUUCAUGGCCACCAUUGCUGAGGGGCUCACGCUGGCCCAAGUGACAGGCCAAUCACAGCAGACACUCUUGGACAUCCUUAAUCAGGGACAAUUGGCCAGCAUCUUUCUGGACCAGAAGUGCCAAAAUAUCCUACAAGGAAACUUUAAACCUGACUUCUACCUGAAAUACAUUCAGAAGGAUCUCCGCCUGGCCAUUGCAUUGGGUGAUGCAGUCAACCACCCCACUCCCAUGGCAGCUGCAGCCAAUGAGGUAUACAAAAGAGCCAAGGCACUGGACCAGUCUGACAAUGAUAUGUCUGCCGUGUACCGAGCCUACAUACACUAAGCCUUGCCUGCCCAUCUACCCUCCCAUCUUCCCUCUGACCUCCCCUCCCAGUGUGGGGUCAGGGUUCUGGGACUAGCUCUGGACCAGUCACCUGUCUCCAUUUCCUUUUAUACAGACUUUGAAACUUGCAUCAGCACAGUACACAGCAGCACCCUGUCUCCCUGAGGCCCUGGCCAGGGAUAAGAGGAUCUAUCUCUCCUGGUGGCUGUGAAGAAGCUCUUGAGCUGGGCCUUGAUUGACCCUGGAGCAGGAGGUUGUGGAUUCUCUCUGUUCCUCUGUGUUCUCUGUCUCUGUCACACACACACCCAGGAUAGAAGCUACCCAGAAACUGCUGCCUGGCUGUUCUUGCAAGCUUAGCCCCCUUCUGGUCAAGAGACUGGAGGGACUAGAAUUGACAGGGAGCACUGGAAGCUUUCAACUUCCCCAGGACAGAGACUGGCCCCCACUGGGCCCCUGAAAGGAGAGGCCCCUCAGCCAUCAUGAACCAACAGAUUCCCUGAGGAGGCUCUGUGGAUCACCAGCUGAGGAGGAUUUUCCUGUAGACACUACCAUUACACCGCAGCUCCCAGAGUGUCUCUGUGAACUGAAGAGAGACCAGCAUAGCCACAUAGACCCCUCUUCAGGGGGAGCAGAGUCUACAGUCUUCUGUCCUGAGCCUGUUCCUCCCAGGAGGUUUCAUUUGGAUUUGCAUUCCAGCCCAAGGGAAGGGGCCGUAAGGGCCUUGGGAGCAGUGAAGUGUAUGGGCGGCUCCUUCCUGUUUCCAUUACGCCAGGCUCUUGAGCUGGGCUACCUGUUCAGCCUGCUCUACACAGGUCCCCUGCAUGUCCCUCUUCCCCUUUUCCUUCCAUGGAGAUAUUUCUGUCCCAUCCUCUUUUGACCCAGCCCCAGCCUGAUCAACACCAAUAAUAAGCAUUUCCUAGAUGAGCAUUUCCUAGGCUGGGCUUUUGAUGAGGAACCUUACUUCUGCCAGUGGUUCCAAGUUCUGGGUUUUUUGGGACUUGAAGCAUUUCUCCUUGAAGAGGGGACCAGAGAGGCUUAGAAUGUCACACGAGAGGAAUCACCCGAGGAAGCCUUCCUCCUCAUGAGUUUGGAUUUUCAAAGCCACGAUUUAACUUUUCCAUCUGGGAUAAGGAUCUCAGGACAUGGGCACGGGGCAGGGGAUGCUUGUGGAGUUCAGUGCAAUUGUCCAUUCACUGGGAUGCUGAACAGUUUCUGUCUGGACACAGCCUGUCUUGGUCCUGGGGGCUGGGGGUGGGGAAGAUGCUGUAAGAAAACCGGUUAGUCAAUGUUGUCUUAAUAUUGUUGACAAUUCUGUAAAGUUCCUUUUUAUGACUAUUUCUGUUUAAGCUAUUUCACCUUUCAUUUUGAAACCCUUUCCUUUUAUGGAGAAAAUGUGACACUGUGGAAAUGCUUGUAAGAAAGCCCCUACUCCCGCUUUUCCUUGAAAUGACAGAUCUAGGUGAUUACGGUUGUGAAUUUUUAUUUUCACUUUGUUUUUAAUGAACAUUUGUCUUUCAGAAUAGGAUUGUGUGAUAAUGUUUAAAUGGCAAAAAAACAAAACAUGAUUUUGUGCAAUUAACAAAGCUACUGCAAGAAAAAAAAAUAAAACAUUUCUUGGUAC